AUGGUGGCCACGAACCCCGUCCCGGGGCCCAUCCAGGCCGAGACGCAGAUCCCCUCCGUGGACCCGGCCCACGACCCGACCUACAUCACCGAGAAGGUCCGCUACUCUGAGCAGAACGACGAGCUCAAGAGCGAGAUCAGCGGCGACGAAGAUGUCACCGACCUCUUCGUCCCCUUCCCCGAGGUCAAGGGCCUCGAGCCCGAGGGCAACCCCCUCACCUUCCGUGCCGUCCUCGUGGGAAUCAUCCUGGGUUCCCUUGUGAACGCGUCCAACGUCUACCUUGGUAAGUUACUCCAUUUUCCCGGCUCAGCCAGUCUCAAGACUGGUUUCUCCUUCGCUGCGACCAUGUUCGGUGCCAUCUUCGGCUAUGCCAUCGUCAAGCUCCUGGCCAAGUCGCUGCCCAACGCGCCUUUGAUCGGAGGCACCUUUGGCCCGCAAGAGAACUCCAUCAUCCAGGCCGCUGCCACCGGUGCCGGUGGCAUGUCCGGUCUCUUCGUCGCCGCCCUCCCCGCCAUGUACCAGCUCAACCUCAUGUCCGAGAACCCGCGUCAGGACUUCGGCCGCAUCCUGACCAUCACCGUCACCUGCGCCUUCUUCGGCCUCUUCGCGGCCGUGCCCCUGCGCAAGUUCUUCAUCAUCAACGUCGCCAGGGAGCUGAACCUCGUGUUCCCGACUCCCACCGCGACCGCCUUGACCAUCCGCUCCAUGCACGCCGUCGGCAGCGGAGCCGCCGAUGCCGCCAAGAAGAUCAAGACUCUGGGAUACUGCUUCGUCGGUGCCCUCGUCCACAUCGUCGUCUCCCAGUACGCCGAUGGCAUUCUGCACAACUGGUACAUCUUCUUGUGGUUCUACGUCUGGAGCGGCUACAAGAACUGGGCCAUGAACAUUAACAACUGGGGCUGGUACAUUCAGCUCACCCCCGCCUUCUUCGGCUCCGGCAUGCUCGUCGGAAUCAACGCCGCCCUGUCGUGGUGGCUCGGAACCUUUGUCGCCUGGGGUAUCAUCGGACCUACCCUCGUCCACUACGGCGAGGCCAUGGGCGUCCAGAGAUACCCCAAGAGCGAGAAGUGGGCCGACAUGGUCAACUUCGGCGUCAUGAAGGUCAGCGACGACCCCAACUGGGUCCCCUCCCCCCGUUACUGGAUGCUGUGGCCCGGCGUCAUGGUCCUCGUCGUCUACUCCAUGGUCGAGUUCGUCCUCCACAUCGGCGUCCUCGUCGACGGCGCCAAGUUCGCCUUCCGCUCCGGCGCCCGCAGCAUCAACAACCGCAUGCAGUCGCGCGGCAAGCACAACGCCUUCAUCGCCAAGCACGCCGGCCUGGCCGACGCCCAGGACAGCCUCGUCGAGGACUUUGCGCCCCCGAGCCAGCAGGUGCCCAUCUGGGUCUGGGCCACCGGCACCCUCGUCUUCACCGCCGUUGCCUGCGUCGUGUGCCACGUCCAGUUCCACAUGAACGCCGGCCUCGCCAUCCUCGCCUGCAUCCUGGGCCUCCUCUUCGCCUUCCUCAGUAUCCACGGCGGCGCCGUCACCGACUGCACGCCCCUCACCGCCUCCGCCAAGGCCUCCCAGCUCGUCUUUGGUGGUGUCACCUCCGGCCAGGGCCUCGAGGUCAAGUCUGCUCAGCGCAUCAACCUCAUCGCCGGUGGUAUCGCCUCGGGUACCGCUGACGUUGCCACGGCGCUGGUCUCCGACUUCCGAGUUGGCUUCCUCCUCCGCACUCCCCCCCACCUGCAGUUCUACGCCCAGGCCAUCGGUGCCGGUGUCAGCGUGUUCCUCGCGCCCGGUGUCUUUGUCCUGUUCAUGGCCGCCUACCCUUGCAUCUGGAAGGAGAUGGGACCCGAGGAGACGUGCCCCUUCGGCGCCCCCUCCGUCCUCGCGUGGAAGGCCGUUGCCGAGGCCGUCACCAUGCCCCAGCUCCCCAUCCCCAAGUCCUGCGCCAUCUUCACCAUCGUCAUGGGCGUCAUCUGCGCCCUCCAAGCCGUUGUCAAGAACUUCUACCUCGUCGGCAACCGCAUGAAGUACCGCGAGUACCUCCCCAACUGGAUGUCCAUCGGUGUCGCCUGGGUUCUCGGCCCCGACAGCGGUUACGCCAACGCCAUCAUGGCCGGUGCCAUCACUGCGUGGUGGUGGAGGAAGUACUUCCCCAAGAGCUUCGAGACGCACUGCUUCGCCGCCGCCGCCGGCCUCAUCGCCGGUGAGGGUUUCGGAGGUGUCAUCAACGCCGCCCUGGAACUUGGCGGCGUAAGCGGUAGCUCUAUGGCCGCCGACGGCAUCAACACCAUCGGCACCCAGAUCGCUCUGCCUGGUGCCGAUUGGUAA
Messenger RNA from Colletotrichum higginsianum IMI 349063, 2319 nucleotides. Its product is annotated as OPT oligopeptide transporter. Bases 1 to 2319 code for a protein of 772 amino acids. The record is from RefSeq and is a predicted model, not a curated record. The transcript has 6 exons. Gene Ontology annotation, molecular function: oligopeptide transmembrane transporter activity. NCBI's taxonomy places the organism in Eukaryota, Fungi, Ascomycota, Sordariomycetes, Glomerellales, Glomerellaceae. Gene Ontology annotation, cellular component: fungal-type vacuole membrane.